UCUUUGCGCAAACAGGGGUAUCCGAUUACUGGCAACUCAUUCAUUGGUCAAAAGGUGUUAGACAUGUCUGCCACGCAGGACGAAAGUGCAACGCUACAGACGCAAACCGAUACAAAAUGAGCGGGAAUCUGGGAACAACAUGGGGAACGCUGGGAACGCCUGUGAUAAAUUGGAUUCCGCGAGAAACAAAAUGGCUGAUGAAGUUGAAGUUAGAUGUGUUAACGGACAAGAAGAACUGAAAGGACAAACACGAAUUCAAGUGCAAAAGAAAUUUGAUCCGAAGCGCUUUUGUUGCAUUAACAAAAAUCUUCUGGUGUUGAAGCUCUAUUACUUUUUUGCUUUCAGCGCCCAAGCUUGUAUCAAGCCAUUUUAUCCCAUAGUUUUUCGCCACGUGGGAAUGUCAGCGCAACAGACGGGAAUUAUACUCGGUUUGAAGCCAUUGGCGCGUAUUAUUGGAGCACCUGUUUCCGGAGUUUUGGCAGACAAGUACCGUAAACACAGACUUGUGAUGCUAGUAAUGUUUAUCGUCUCAACCACGUUGCAGUUUUCUCUUGUAUUUGUUCGUCCAAACGAAGAAUCGAGUGUGGAAAGAAAUUUAUGCAGCAACAUCUCAAUAUGGAAUUCAUCUGAGAAGGCAAAUGGCAGUGGUAAUAUAUGGCCGUGUGGUAUUACAGGAAACUGUUCUUUGUUCACUGUGGACAAAAACUGUACAAAUCAUUCAGUUUUGAACGUGUCAGUAAUGGCUAACAGUCCAGGGAAAGGAGGAAAUAACAAUAACACAUUUUUAAUUCUUGUUAUACUUGUGUUUGUGAUUUCACUGUUUGACAACUCCAACUCUCUUGCCGAUGCAGCCGCUGUAAAGUACUUGACUGAUAUGGAAAGAGUUGGGGACUACGGCAAACAACGAAUGUGGGGCUCAGCGGGAUGGGGAAGUAUUGCAAUUAUUUCUGGCUUCACAAUGGAUCAGUCAGCCCAACGUUUAAAUCAAAAUGAGUUUCUCUUAGCAUUCUGUGGAUUCCUUUUGUUUAGCAUACUGACUAUAAUAACCGUGUUCAAAUUGCCAGUAGAAUCUUUAGAGGACAAAUCUAAGCCGAACAUCAUUCGGAAUGUGAGGAUUCUUCUUUCAGACUGUCGCAUUGUGAUAUUUUUGAUUGUCAUUCUUGUCAUGGGAACUUGUAUGACCACGAUUGAGGUAUUCUUAUUCUGGUUUCUUCAAGACCUGAAUGGAAGUCACUUGCUUAUGGGACUCUCUCUUUGUAUGACAUGUGUUACAGAAGUCCCCAUAAUGUUCUACUCAGGCCAUUUAAUCAAGUGGAUAGGGCAUCAUGGCGUUUUAUACCUUACACUUGUGUGUUAUACUGUAAGGUAUCUGUCAUACUCCUUUAUUCCCAAUGCUUGGUACGUGUUGGCCAUUGAACCUCUCCACGGCGUGACGUUUGGAGCCAUGUGGGCUGCUACAACAUCUUAUGGAGGUAUGAUUUCACCUGAGGGUAUGCGUGCGACAGUGAUGGGUCUAGUUUCUGCAACGCAUUUUGGCCUUGGCAGGCUUAUUGCAGGGUUUGGAGGAGGAGCUGUUUACAGCAAAUAUGGGCCAAGAGUUCUGUUUAGAAGUCUGGCUAUAAUUAGUGCUACUACCUGCCUAGUGUUUGUUGUAUCACAGAAGUUGUUAAAGAAAAAGUCUCAAGUGAACUAUUCCCACUUACAGAAUGAUUUUCAAGAUCUAAACAGUGCUUGGGAUCUAGGUAUGAAAGAGAUUAGUUUGGACUCCGAAGAUGAUCUGUGACUCAAGAGUGGACAGUUUGCUUGUAUGAAGUGCCCAUUGAAAAGAGGAUGCGCUUCUUUACAGGGGUGGCGGAGCAUACUUUGAAUUGGGGGUGCUUACAAGCAAGCGCUAGAGGCGCUAACUUGUAGGAGGUCUGGAGAUAUUUGUAAAAUUAUUAUUUUAUGUAUAUUUUGCGUGAAAUUGCCCCCUGGCUUUGCUAUCCCAGCUUUAGUUUUCUCAUCUCUUUGUAAGUUUUUAUCAAAGGUCAUAUCUACAACAAACAACUUUUACAGGAACAAUACAUCCACCUUAAGACUCCCAUAAGUAAGGUAAGGUAUUGUAACGUUUUGAGGUUUCUGCUUACGAUCAGCUUUUUAAAUGAUGUUCUUGAUUGUUGUUUUCUUUUUUAUGUUCCAUUGUGUUAAUUAAAAUAAUUUGUAAUAAUUUUGUCGUUGUGAGGUUUCGAUCAAGAAUUUGUUGAAAGAAUAAAUGCAUGACACACAAGCACAAAUUUUUUAUAUAUUUGUUAAUUAAAAUUCAAACGUGGUGCUGAGGCUAAGGGGACUAAAGCAAACUAAUUAUUGACAGAUAAUCCACACCUCAAACUCAAUGUGAUUUCUUUUGUUUUAAUCCUCCUAAUCCUCACAGACUUGCCCGAAUUUUAAUACAAAGAAAUCGGCUCGUUUGUAUGCUGUAAUGGCACCUAUGUGCCUCAUUUGUAUUUCUUUCGUCGUGUUUUUGUGACAUUUCACGUUUGUGUCAUUACUCUCAAAGAUGCACUUUAGGGGGUUUAGUUUGUUCAACCAGGCAGCAUCUUUUGGAACCUGGAAAAGUUCAUUGUAGAUUGUAUUUUCCCUUUUUGUUUCUUGGCCAUCCAUGGCAUUAUGUUAUUGCAGUUUUUACAGUUUUACUUUGGAAUAAACUUGUUCAAGCCACGUGAGCCUAUGUAUCAAUUCAAGCACCUGCACUGGUAAAGUACACUGUUUGAGAACUAUGUUGAACAAACCUAUGAUAUGGCCUUGUGACGGCUUCUAUUGUUUGGCCAUGUACUUGUGAUCUUUGAUUAAUUUAUCUAUAACAUAUUUUUACAUGAAAGGAAAUUCACAUGUACAACAGUUAAGGUUGGUGACAUUAAUCGAGGACACUGCAAGUAGAAAUUAAUAUCAUGAAAUGUGUGCUGAAUGUAAUUAUCUUUAUGACUGACCCCACGUGAAUGGUCCUUCAUAAAAAUUGAGUUUUGCUUCCUUAAGACACAGUGCUUUUAAAGGUAGACCCAGGGGUUCGUCAUUAACUCUUUAAAGUGCCUAUGAAGUAAAAAAUAAUUGCCACUUAUUUGAAAGGCUUAUCAAAGUAAAGAAGA
Molecule: messenger RNA, 3122 nt
Organism: Orbicella faveolata
Lineage: Eukaryota; Metazoa; Cnidaria; Anthozoa; Scleractinia; Merulinidae
Product: major facilitator superfamily domain-containing protein 6-like
Cellular component (GO): membrane
Molecular function (GO): transmembrane transporter activity
Source: RefSeq, a predicted model, not a curated record